Messenger RNA from Nelumbo nucifera (sacred lotus), 1999 nucleotides. RefSeq names its product DHHA1 domain protein. NCBI's taxonomy places the organism in Eukaryota, Viridiplantae, Streptophyta, Magnoliopsida, Proteales, Nelumbonaceae. The record is from RefSeq and is a predicted model, not a curated record.
UAGAGUUAUUUAGGUUUUUGAAAUCUGGUAGGGUUGGACUGGGAUUCAGAAAUCUGAAAUGGGCUUAUCCGUACUUUAAGGGCAUACCAUAGGGGUAAAUUUGGAAACGAGAAUACAACCGUCCCCUUGUUGCAGUGGUCUAGCUCGGCGAGGGAAAGUGAUGAUAACUCGGUUCUUUUGUCGCCUGAUCCCGUCAAAGGACUGCUUCACAGUCCGCAGGAUAUCAACUGGUUGCCAUUUCUGUACACAAAGCCAUUUUUCCAUGGAAGCUGGGAAGAAAGCUGCAGUCUUGUACCAUUAUCCCUGUCCGGACGGCGCGUUCGCAGCUCUGGCCGCCCACCUCUUCUUCUCCGUCACUUCCACUCCCGCCGUUUUCUUCCCCAAUACUGUUUAUGACCCAAUCAGGGUGGAAGAUCUUCCUUUGGAUGAAAUUAAUGAUGUUUACCUCCUAGAUUUCGUAGGCCCUUCUGGUUUUGUUCAAGCAAUCGCUUCUAAAGUUGAAAGGAUUGUGAUUUUAGAUCAUCACAAGACUGCACUUGAGAUGCUAAAUGGAAACACUUCUGUUGGCAAGAAUGUGAUUAAAGUAAUUGACAUGGAGAGAAGUGGGGCUACCAUUGCUUAUGAUUACUUUAAGAAGAAUCUCUUAGGAAGUGGUAAGAUAUCAAAUAGCAGUAGUGGGGCAGUUGGAGUUGGGAAUGAACUGUUGCCCGAGAGUUCACUCAAAGGCGUUAGUCUGCUGCAGAUGUUCAAGUAUAUUGAAGAUGCAGAUCUAUGGAGAUGGGCUCUUCCAGAUAGUAAAGCUUUUAGUAGUGGGAUGAAAGAUAUGAAUAUUGAAUACAAUGUUAAACUAAAUCCUUCUUUGUUUGAGCAGUUACUAAAGUUGGAUCUUCAGUCUGUAAUCAAUCAAGGCAUGGGAAGCUUGUCACAAAAACAAAAACUAAUUGAUGAAGUUCUUGAGCAGUCUUUUGAAAUUGAACUGGGUGGUGGAUUAUUUGGCCGUUGCCUGGCUGUUCAUGGUGAUUCUAUUUCAGAUCUAAGAAGUGAGCUUGGAAACCAGUUGGCUAACAAGAGUAAUAGAGUAAAGUUGAGGGGUAUUGGAGCUGUUGUUUAUAGAGUUCCUGAGCUACAAAAUGAUCAAUUGCUGAAAAUAAGUCUGAGGAGUUUGGGUUCAGAAGACACAACCCCCAUAUCACAGAAAUAUGGAGGUGGUGGACAUAGAAACGCUAGCUCAUUCAUGUUAAGUUCAGAUGUAUUUGACCAGUGGAAGGUAGGAGCAUCCCAUGAAGCCCAAGACUCCCAGAGUAAAUCAGUUUGAUCAUACCAGUUGAGCAAGAAGAUAAAAGCACUGAGCUGGAGCUGAAACAAAAAUGGAGUUAACCUUAUUAGGUGAUGUAGCUGAUUAGCUCAUGUCAAAACAGCAGUUGCCUGUUGUUAAUUAACCAGGUUGACCUCUGAUCUGGUUUUUGAUGCAUCAGUUUUGAGUGAAGCUAACACAGGGAAGUAAAGGCCUUCUUUGAAUUAUUCAAAUCUUCAAGAGUUCUAGUAAUAUUCUUAUCAUUCUUUUAACCAUCUAGCAGCAUUUAAUCGGUAGGUUCUCUAGAGGGAUUAGGCUUUUACGCCCCCCUCAUAGGCCUUUUUUUGCUGGAUUUCUUAAUAAAAUUUCAGUGGCCGUGCCUCCAUCAGGAGUAAAGUUUGGGAAUUAAAAAAAAUGGUAGGAUCAUAUAUGGCCCGUUACAGAACCUCUUUUGUAUUUUUUUAUUUUUUGGCUUAUGUUAUUUGAAAUACUUAAGGGUUCUUAGGAGAUUACCUGAAUGUAUUGCUUUGUGAGCGACUUUAAUCUUUGGCAGCAGGAAGCUUAAUGGCAAUGUUGAAAGGUGAGAUGUAGGUCAGGCGAGGUUUAAAUCUGUGUAAGGCAGAGGUUGGUAUUGAAGAGGUGUGAUCACUGUGAUGUAGGACUCAAGGCAUUUUGAGACAAAAGCCUCAAAAAGUUCGUAUGCAA